CGGCCAGGCGAAGCGGAGCCGGCCGUGUGGUGUGUGUGUAUGUGUUCGCGGGGCGCCGUCUCAGCCCCGGGAAGAUGGUGGCGGCCGCGGCGGCGACUGAGGCUAGGCUGAGGAGGAGGAGGACGGCGGCGACGGCAGCGCCCUCGGGCAGGAAGGGCGGGCGGCAUUGGGAUUGGGACGUGACAGGGGCUGGGAGGCCGGGACCGGGGGCCGGGCUGCGUCUCCCAGGACUGCUGUCGCCGUCACUACCGCCGCCACUGCUGCUGCUGGUGCUCCCGCCGCUACUGCUGCUGCUACUGCUGCCCUGGGAGGCCGAGGCCGCAGCCGCCGCCGCGGCAGUGUCGGGCUCAGCCGCAGCAGAGGCCAAGGAAUGUGACCGGCCCUGUGUCAACGGCGGCCGCUGCAACCCUGGCACUGGCCAGUGCGUCUGCCCCGCCGGCUGGGUGGGCGAGCAAUGCCAGCACUGCGGGGGCCGCUUCAGACUGACUGGAUCUUCUGGGUUUGUAACAGAUGGACCUGGAAAUUAUAAAUAUAAAACGAAGUGCACGUGGCUUAUUGAAGGACAGCCAAAUAGGAUAAUGAGACUUCGUUUUAAUCAUUUUGCUACAGAGUGUAGUUGGGACCACUUAUAUGUUUAUGAUGGGGACUCAAUUUAUGCACCACUAAUUGCUGCCUUUAGUGGCCUCAUUGUUCCUGAGAGAGAUGGCAAUGAGACGGUCCCUGAGGUGGUUGCCACAUCAGGUUAUGCCCUUCUGCAUUUUUUUAGUGAUGCUGCUUAUAAUUUGACUGGAUUUAAUAUCACUUACAAUUUUGACAUGUGUCCAAAUAAUUGCUCAGGCCGAGGAGAAUGUAAGACCAGCAACAGUACCGGCAGUGUGGAGUGUGAAUGUUCUGAAAACUGGAAAGGUGACUCGUGUGACAUUCCUUACUGUACAGACAACUGUGGUUUUCCUCAUCGAGGCAUCUGCAAUUCAAGUGAUGUCAGAGGAUGCUCCUGCUUCUCUGAGUGGCAGGGUCCUGGAUGCUCAGUUCCUGUGCCAGCUAACCAGUCAUUUUGGACUCGAGAGGAAUACUCGAACUUAAAGCUGCCCAGAGCGUCUCAUAAAGCUGUGGUCAAUGGAAACAUAAUGUGGAUUGUUGGAGGAUAUAUGUUUAAUCACUCAGAUUACAGCAUGGUUCUAGCGUAUGACCUUGCUUCUAGGGAAUGGCUUCCACUAAACCAUUCUGUGAACAAUGUGGUUGUUAGAUAUGGUCAUUCUUUGGCUUUAUAUAAGGAUAAAAUUUACAUGUAUGGAGGAAAAAUUGAUUCAACAGGCAAUGUGACCAAUGAGUUGAGAGUGUUUCAUAUUCAUAAUGAAUCAUGGGUAUUGUUGACCCCAAAGGCAAAGGAGCAGUAUGCAGUGGUUGGGCACUCAGCACACAUUGUUAAACUGAAAACUGACCGGGUGGUCAUGCUGGUCAUCUUUGGUCACUGCCCACUCUAUGGAUAUAUAAGCAAUGUGCAGGAAUAUGACUUGGAUAAGAACACCUGGAGUAUUUUGCACACCCAGGGUGCCCUUGUGCAAGGGGGUUAUGGCCACAGUAGUGUUUAUGAUCACAGGACCAAAGCCCUGUACGUCCACGGUGGUUACAAAGCUUUCAGUGCCAAUAAAUACCGGCUGGCAGAUGACCUCUACAGAUACGACGUGGACACCCAGAUGUGGACCAUUCUUAAGGACAGCCGAUUUUUCCGUUACUUGCACACAGCUGUGAUAGUGAGUGGAACCAUGCUGGUGUUUGGAGGAAAUACACACAACGACACAUCCAUGAGUCAUGGUGCCAAAUGCUUCUCUUCAGAUUUCAUGGCUUAUGACAUUGCUUGUGACCGCUGGUCAGUGCUUCCCAGACCUAGUCUCCACCAUGAUGUCAACAGAUUUGGCCAUUCUGCGAUCUUACAUAACAGCACCAUGUAUGUGUUUGGCGGUUUCAACAGUCUCCUCCUCAGCGACAUCCUCAUAUUCACCUCAGAACAGUGUGAAGCACACCAGAGUGAAGCUGCUUGUGUGGCAGCAGGACCUGGUGUCCGAUGUGUGUGGGACACAAGGUUAUCUCAGUGCAUCUCCUGGGAGUUGGCAACUGAAGAACAAGCAGAAAAGUUAAAAUCAGAAUGUUUCUCCAAAAGAACUCUUGACCAUGACAGAUGUGACCAGCACACAGAUUGUUACAGCUGCACAGCCAACACCAAUGACUGCCACUGGUGCAAUGACCAUUGUGUCCCUAUGAACCACAGCUGCACAGAAGGCCAGAUCUCCAUUCCAAGGUAUGAGAAUUGCCCCAAGGAUAACCCUAUGUACUACUGUAACAAGAAGACCAGCUGUAGGAGUUGUGCCUUGGACCAGAACUGCCAGUGGGAGCCCCGGAAUCAGGAGUGUAUUGCCCUGCCUGAAAAUAUCUGUGGCGUUGGCUGGCAUUUGGUUGGAAACUCGUGUUUGAAAAUUACUACUGCCAAGGAGAAUUAUGACAAUGCUAAAUUGUACUGUAGGAACCACAAUGCCUUCUUGGCUUCCCUCACAACCCAGAAGAAAGUGGAAUUUGUCCUUAAGCAGCUACAAAUAAUGCAGCCGUCACAGAGCAUGUCCAAACUCACCUUAACCCCAUGGGUUGGCCUUCGGAAGAUCAAUGUGUCCUACUGGUGCUGGGAAGAUAUGUCUCCAUUUACCAAUAGUUUACUGCAGUGGAUGCCAUCUGAGCCCAGUGAUGCCGGGUUCUGUGGAAUCUUGUCAGAACCCACUACUCGGGGAUUAAAGGCUGCAACCUGCAUCAACCCUCUCAAUGGCAGCAUCUGUGAACGGCCUGCGAACCACAGUGCCAAGCAAUGCCGAACGCCAUGCGCCUUGCGGACUGCGUGUGGGGAGUGCACCAGCAGCAGCUCUGAGUGCAUGUGGUGCAGCAACAUGAAGCAGUGUGUGGACUCCAACGCCUAUGUGGCCUCCUUUCCUUUCGGCCAGUGUAUGGAGUGGUAUACCAUGAGUAGCUGCCCCCCUGAAAAUUGUUCAGGCUAUUGUACCUGCAGUCAUUGCCUGGAGCAGCCAGGCUGUGGCUGGUGUACCGAUCCCAGCAACACUGGGAAAGGGAAGUGCAUGGAGGGAUCCUACAAAGGACCAGUGAAGAUGCCUCCACAGGCCUCUGCUGGAGCCGCCUAUCCACAGCCCCUUCUGAAUUCCAGCAUGUGUCUGGAGGACAGCAGAUACAACUGGUCUUUCAUUCACUGUCCAGCUUGCCAGUGCAACGGCCACAGCAAGUGCAUCAACCAGAGCAUCUGCGAGAAGUGCGAGAACCUGACCACCGGCAAGCACUGCGAGACCUGCAUAUCUGGCUUCUAUGGCGAUCCCACCAAUGGAGGCAAAUGCCAGCCAUGUAAGUGCAACGGGCACGCUUCCCUGUGCAAUACCAACACUGGCAAGUGCUUCUGCACCACCAAGGGUGUCAAGGGAGAUGAAUGCCAGCUAUGUGAGGUAGAAAAUCGAUACCAGGGAAAUCCUCUCAAAGGAACAUGUUAUUAUACUCUUCUCAUUGACUAUCAGUUCACUUUUAGCCUCUCCCAGGGUGAUCGCUAUUACACAGCCAUCAAUUUUGUAGCUACUCCUGAUGAACAAAAUAGGGAUCUGGACAUGUUCAUCAACGCCUCCAAAAACUUCAACCUCAACAUCACCUGGGCUGCCAGCUUUUCAGCUGGAACCCAGGCUGGAGAAGAGAUGCCUGUUGUUUCAAAAACCAACAUUAAGGAGUACAAAGACAGUUUCUCUAAUGAAAAGUUUGAUUUUCGAAACCACCCAAAUAUCACUUUCUUCGUUUAUGUCAGUAAUUUCACCUGGCCCAUCAAAAUUCAGAUUGCCUUCUCUCAGCACAGCAAUUUUAUGGACCUGGUACAGUUCUUCGUGACUUUCUUCAGUUGUUUCCUCUCUUUGCUCCUGGUGGCUGCUGUGGUUGGAAGUCAAACAAGUUGUUGGGCUUCCAGGCGUAGGGAGCAACUUCUUCGAGAGAUGCAGCAGAUGGCCAGCCGUCCCUUUGCCUCUGUAAAUGUUGCCUUGGAAACAGAUGAAGAGCCUCCUGAUCUUAUUGGGGGGAGUAUAAAGACCGUUCCUAAACCCAUUGCUCUGGAGCCAUGUUUUGGCAACAAAGCUGCUGUCCUCUCUGUGUUUGUGAGGCUCCCUCGAGGCCUGGGUGGAAUCCCUCCUCCUGGGCAGUCAGGUCUUGCCGUGGCCAGCGCCCUGGUGGACAUUUCUCAGCAGAUGCCAAUAGUGUACAAAGAGAAGUCAGGAGCUGUGAGAAACCGGAAGCAGCAGCCCCCUGCACAACCUGGAACCUGCAUUUGAUGCUGGGGCCAGGAACUCUCCCGCGCACACAGAAGCAUGUGGCCCACCAGAGCUGUCUGCAGGGGAGGGCGCAGACAGGGAAGCAACGGUGCAGGGCGGGGCAGAAGACUGGAAACCCUCAAAGUAUCCGACUCAUCUGCAUGAUCACAAGCUUUCUUUGAUGGUUUCUCCCAUCUGUGUCCGGCAUCUAACCUUUUACUUUUGCAUAGGAAAUAAUUGAUUUAAUUACAGGUCCAGGGAUGAUCUGAUUGUUGUUGGAGGAGGCUGGUGUAGAGCCAGUGAGAGAACUAGGAAUGAUGCCCAUGUUCACUUGUGGAACUGUUCUUGGGACUGUCUCAACUGCAAAAAAUGAAAGAUGAAGUGUUUACACACAGACCUUCGUUAUCAGUUGUUCUUCAACUUGGUCUUUUAAAGACUAGUCAGAUGAAUUAACUUGUUUCAUCUGAAGCCUGCUAUCUUUUUAAAAGAUGUGCUGUUUACUCUUGCACAAUUUUGGCAGAUAUCUCUCUUCCAGGAAGUAGCUUUUUUCUAGUUGAGAAUUAAUAAUGGUCCAUCUCUUUGAAUCAUAUCAAAUUAGAGUAGAAGGGGGCUAUUUUAAUUGUCAAGGUCGGUAGUGUUACUUAGAAUGUAAACAAAUGUAGUAGUAGUUUUCUAUAGCAACUUGAUUUAGUCUUAAUCCAUUUGAAAUGCUCUUUCCCUCUUUCCUCCUCUUUCUCUCUCUCUCUUUCUCACACACACACACACACACACACACACACACACACACACACACUAAGUGCCUAGACUUUAAAUAGAUCUAGCAAUUGGAAAGUUAGUAAGCCUAAGUUUUUACAUAAUAGCAUUCCUACAUUCUUGUAAAAUCUAAAUAGCUACCAUUGGCAGUCUGCUCUUUUUCUAAGAUCUAAUUUGCAGCCAGGAAAGAAUUUUCUCACCCCAAGAAUUUGAUCUAGCAGCAGAGACUGAGGAAAGCAGAAAUGAACUAACUGUGAAAGCUCCUGUUUUUAUUGUUCUCAAAAGGACACUGUCAAGAAGGCACAGUUCCCAUGCACCUCCUACCAGGGCACCACAGAGGAAGGAAGAGACUUGCUUGUGUCACGAGUCUCCUCUAAGCAGAAAAGAACACUGAGUGCACCUGGGAAACCUGGGUCAAAGAGCAGCUGUGGGUUCCUCUUACAGCCUGCUCUGAACCUGUGGGCCAUCCUCAGGCUGGGAGUGCAGCAGACACCAGGAGAAAGACAGCCCCUGCUAUCGGGCAUCACCUGCCCAGAGCCUGGGGAAGGACCUGGAGCUGUCUGCCCUCUCUCCAGCCAGCAGGACUCGGCCCACCCAUCCUCCUUCCAGACCAAGCUGGUGUCUGUGAGGAGAGCAGCAAAUGCCGAUAAGGAUGAAAAGCACAUGGGAAAGAUGGACAAGGAGGGAACACUCUGCCAAAUGGAAAAUGACCAAAUUUAAGAGGGGCAGAACAGUCCCCUGCUCUUCUGCCACAGGGCACUGCCUGGAUGUUGCGUUCCCCAUUUAUGGUGCUCUGUAUUCCGGCAUUAUGCAGCAGCCUCCCACAGUCUCCCUUCUGCUUCAAAACCUGCGACUCUCUGGCAUUUCCUGAUUGGGAUGGACCAUUGGAUGGCAGUGCUCAAGUUUGUGAAUUUAGAGAAAUUAACACUCAGAAGAGCAAAAACUAUGGCAUUUCACCUUUAAAUGCAGUGCCUAGAGAGGGAGUAUGUUCUCUAACACAACACUAACCCCACUCCCAAGAAGAAGCUCCUGGAAAGAUGUUUCCACGGAAGUUGAACCAUAAAACACUUUUGCACAAAACACCUCUACUGUGAGACUCGCCUCUCAAAAAGCUUCUUUUUCACAUCAUUGUUAAAAGAGUGGACAGUUCUAGAAAAGACCCUUCCUCUUAGGAGCUCCCCACAUCCCUACCAGAAUAGAGCACCUGCAGAAUGCCUGCAGCAGCGUUGCCCUUGCCCCUGUAUUACCAAGAAAGGGGGAGGUGAUGGGGCUCAGCCUCCUACAAGGGAGAUCUUCCUUGUUUGUUCAAAGGACCAAAUUUCUUUGGCCAAAGAAGUCUCUUCCCCAUGUUAAUCCUAUGCCUUGAAAUAACAUGCACCGUGACCCCCA
Sciurus carolinensis (gray squirrel) is the source of this 6476-nucleotide messenger RNA. It is a transcript of the gene Atrn, whose product is annotated as attractin. Gene Ontology annotation, cellular component: Golgi apparatus. Gene Ontology annotation, molecular function: protein binding. NCBI's taxonomy places the organism in Eukaryota, Metazoa, Chordata, Mammalia, Rodentia, Sciuridae. The record is from RefSeq and is a predicted model, not a curated record.